UGUGUGUGUGUGGCGGGGGCAGGUCUGUGAGCGGGGCCGGGCUGGCUCCAGGCCCUCGCCCAGCCGUGCUGUGGGGCAGGUGAGCACCUCUUCACGGACACGCCGCUGCCGGACCUGGCCGUGGGGCUGGUGCUGCUGGCCGGGUCCCUCGUCGUGCUCUGCACCUGCCUCAUCCUCCUGGUCAAACUCCUCAACUCCCUGCUCAAGGGGCAGGUGGCCAAAGCCAUCCAGAAGGUCAUCAACACUGGUGAGUGGGACGGGGACCACCGUGGGAUGAGUGGGAUGGGGGCCCACCUGCUCCAGCCUUCCCUGCCUGCCCCCAGCCACCCCCAGGCCCAACCCUGGCUGCCCCUAACCCCCAGCCCUGCCUGGUCCCCAAGUCCCCUGUCCCCAUCCCUACCUGCUCCCCGCUCUGCUUAUGGCUGUCACAUCCUCCUGGUGUCCACGUCCCCCUUCCCCAUCCACCCUGGCCACCAGCCUCCUGCCUGCCCCAAGCCUGGCCCUAUAUGCAGCAUCUGCCCCCCCAGCUCCCUCCCCAGCACCGUGUAGGAGCUUUGGGCUGCUCCCAGCUGAUGUUCCCCUCUCUGUGUCCGUGUCUGUGCCAUGGCAGACCUCCCCCACCCGUUCAGCUGGCUCACCGGGUACUUUGCCAUGGUGGUGGGCGCUGGGAUGACCUUCGUCGUGCAGAGCAGUUCUGUCUUCACCUCGGCCAUCACGCCCCUAAUCGGUGAGUCCCAGCCGAGCCUGGUUCCCUGCCACCUGCUGGUCCCCACCACGGUGGCCCACGGGUGCUGCGGUCCUCAGAUUUGUCCCCCCAAUGGAGAGCACGGGGUGCUGGCAGGCGAUGCAAUGGCAUGGGGUGCCUGUCCCACAGGCUUGGGGGUGAUCAGCAUUGAGCGUGCCUACCCGCUGACCCUCGGCUCCAACAUCGGCACCACCACCACUGCCAUCCUGGCCGCCCUGGCCAGCCCGGGGGACAAGCUGGCCAGCUCCUUCCAGGUACGGGCAGCCGGGGGACUGGGGGAAGCCCACACACCCCCGUGCCCAGGCUGACGAGGCAGCUGUCCCCGCAGAUCGCCCUCUGCCACUUCUUCUUUAACAUCUCCGGCAUCCUGCUGUGGUACCCGCUGCCCUUCACCCGCCUGCCCAUCCGCAUGGCCAAGGCGCUGGGCGAGCGCACGGCCAAGUACCGCUGGUUCGCCGUGCUGUACCUCAUCGUCUGCUUCCUCCUGCUGCCCUCCCUCAUCUUCGGCAUCUCCAUGGCAGGCUGGCGGGUGCUGGUGGGGGUGGGCGCCCCCUUCCUCGGCCUCCUCUUCUUCGUGGGCCUGGUGAACGCGCUGCAGGCGCGCAGCCCCGGCCGCCUGCCCAAGUGGCUGCAGACCUGGGACUUCCUCCCGGCCUGGAUGCACUCGCUGCAGCCGCUCGACAACCUCAUCACGCGCGCCGCGCUGUGCUGCACCGACCGCUGCCGCAGCCCCGAGGGCUGGGACGAGCGCGAGGGCGCAGCCCGCGACAAGGCCAGGCUGGGGCUGGACAACCCCGCGCUCUCCUACCCCGAGGAGAUGCCGGGUCCCGCGGUCCGGGUGGGCUCCCCCCGCCUGCCCCCGCACGGCGCCACCCGCCUCUAGUUGGUACCGGGCUCCUGGCCUCUGCGCUGGUUUCCAGUGUCCCCGUUCAGCUGGUGUCUAAUAAAGGCCGAGCACCCAGGUGUGUGAGGCUUCACCUGCCUGCCCCAGGUGUGUGAGACUUCAGCUCCUGACCCUGCAAGUCCUGCUGGACGCCCACCGUCCGCACCCGUGUCUGUACAUCGCCCACACACAGCCUCGCAGCCUGCCCCGGGGCUGCAUGGGUGCCCAGCACUGGGGGAGCACCAAGCAUCUUCCUCCACCUCCCUCGUCCCCAGAGGGCUGAGCCGGUGGUACAGGGUUGGUGUCACAUCGCCCAGUGUCACGGCAGCGUGUUGGUGAGCUGGACACGGCAUAGGGCAGCCAGAGAGGUGCUGUGGGUUGGGGCUCAGCAGGAUGCUGGCACAGCACCACAGCGCAGUGCCCCAGCCCCACAGUACGAGCCCACCACCCUCCCGGUGACCCUGGCCGGAGCUCUUUAAGCACUGGCAAGAACUGCUUCUCCCACUGCCCACAGAUGCUUGGGCUCCUGCCAGAGAUAGCAGCCGUCCGGCCGUCCCUCCCUCCCUGCUUCCCGCCCUCCCUCCUCCCCAGGGCUGGGACGAAACGGGCUGCCCGAGCCAGCGGGGCUGCCGCCGAGCCGCUGCCGGCUGUUGUGGGGACAGCACGAAGGCAGCGGGCUGGGGGACACCGGUUCUGCCCCGCCGGACCGGGUCAGAUCAGGAGCCGCGGUGGCCAGGACGCCUGGGCGGUCGGUGAUGGAGGGGCCGAGCGGCGAGAGGCUGCGGUGAGCGGGGAGCACGCAGCGGGGGGCAGCCCCAUGGGGAUUCAGCCACCAGAGGGGCUGGGGCCGGGCCAGCAUGGAGGCCGCCGGCGCCCUCCCCAAUGCCUCCGGUAACGGCAGCCACGCCGGCAGCCCCCCGCACGGCCCGGCGGCCACGGGGCUCAUCCUGCUGGCCGUCCUCGCCGUCCUGCUGGCCACACUGGUGGGCAACGCGCUGGUGGUGGCGGCCGUCUCCACCAGCCGGGCCCUGCGUGCCCCGCAGAACCUCUUCCUGGUGUCCCUGGCUUCGGCGGACAUCCUGGUGGCCGUCCUCAUCCUGCCCUUCUCGCUGGCCAACGAGGUGAUGGGCUACUGGUACUUCGGCAGCCUGUGGUGCAGCCUCUACCUGGCGCUGGACGUGCUGCUCUGCACGGCCUCCAUCGGGCACCUCUGCGCCAUCAGCCUCGACCGCUACUGGGCCGUCACCCGGGCGGCCCGGCUCAACCUGCGGCGCAGCCCCGGCCGCGUCAAGGGGAUGAUCGGGGCCGUGUGGGCCACGGCCGCCCUGGUGGCCCUGCCGCCCCUCUUCAAGGCCCGGCCGCGGGCGCGGGAGUGCGAGCUGAGCGACGAGACGUGGUACGUGCUGGCCUCCUGCGUCGCCUCCUUCUUCGCCCCCUGCCUCGUCAUGGUCACCGUCUACUGCCGCAUCUACCGCCUCACCACGCGCAGGAACGCCGCUGUCCUCGCCGCCCGCCGCGGCUCGGCGCCGUGCCCCGGGGAGGCGAGCAGGAGGGCGUCCUGGGCCGCGGCACCGGGCCGGCGGCGCCGGAGCCAGCACCACAGCGUGUCGCUGUGCCGGCGGCGGCUGGUGCGGGUGCGGGAGCGGCGCUUCACCAUCGUGCUGGCCGUGGUCAUCGGGGCCUUCGUGCUCUGCUGGUUCCCUUUCUUCUUCACCUACAGCCUGGAGGCCGUGUGCGGGGAGGGCUGCCGCGUCUCCAAGCCGCUCUUCAGCUUCUUCUUCUGGAUCGGCUACUGCAACAGCAGCCUCAACCCCGUCAUCUACACCGUCUUCAACAGGGAUUUCCGCGCCGCUUUCCGCAGGCUCCUGGCAGCCCCUGGCCGGCACGGCUCCUAGAGCCCCCCAGGACGGACAGCUGGGACACGGAGGGCUGUGCUGCUGAUCCUGACCUCGAGGUACUUUCAGAAAUGCAGGAUGUUGCAGGAGGGUGAAUAAAAAAGGACAGAUUGCACGCCCGGGGCUGGUGUCUGCCUCCCAGGAGCCUGGUGAGCUGCCCCUGUGGGCACGCAGCCCUGUUCCUCUCCCAGGUUGUCCCAUUUCCCCCUGCCACCUCUUCCAGCAUGGGUGACCCGUCAGAGGUGACAACUCGUGUGGCACCUCCGGUGAGUGCCAGCGCUCCCUGCCACCCCCACCAGGCAGGGACAGCCUGAGCUGGCUGGAUUUGCCCAAGAACAAGCAAACUCCAGCUCCUCUGCAUGCAUUUGGCCCCAAGCAUCCUCAUAUAAAGCACAGGGACAGACCCUGUGGCUGCUGUGUGGGACACAAAACCCUCAUGUGGCAGCACCACGGGUGCUGGGCUGAGCUGGUCGUGCCACACAGCAUCCCAGUACCGGCCCAGUGCCUCCACCAGGGCUCCCCAGGCUGUCCUCUCCAGCACGGAGCUGUGCCAUGCCAUGGGGGCACGAGGGGUGCUGGGCUGGGGCAGGACACCCUACUGCCUGUUCGGGGGCUUCAGCGGGAUCUCGCUGCAGGAGGAGAGGCCGUCCUCUCCUGGGAGAGUGCAGGAGAUGGGGUCAUGCAGAAACACACCGCCUCACGGCCCGGGGCACGAGGGGGUAAUUGUGGGGUGAAGACCGGGGGCAACCACAGCCCCCAUGGGCAGUGCCCGUGCUCGGCAGGCCAGCCCGGCCCCGCUGCUCCGCGCAGACACGCAGGGGUCAGAGGCGCCUCGACUUCUCCAGCUUCGCAGCUCAAAAUAGAAAAUCUCAAAACAUCAAACUUUCACUCGGCUAAAAACAGCCGCCGGCGCCUGGGAGCCGGAUCCUGAGGAACGCCGGCCCCAGGCCAGCCCCGGGGACCAGCAAGGGAUGCGGGCACUCGGGUGGUGAGGGGCAGGUGGCCCCGGUCGGGUCGGCGUGUGGCACCAGCGCCAGGCACGGCCCCGCUCCCCACGGGGAUGCUGUGGGAUCGGGCCCGGCACUGGCAUGGUUUGGACGGAAGGAGCUGCCCCUAUCGCCACUGCCUGCUUCCCCUCCUGCGGCCGGCCUUUCGCCUUUUCACAAUUAACCAGCACUUUGCGGCUAAAAAUACCCGGGGUAGGGCACGUGAGGGGUGCACAGCCAGGGAGAGACACAGCAGGAUGCGCAUCGCAACCCACGGCAGGCAGGCCAAGCAGGCUGCCCCAUCCCCUCCAUGUCCCUUUCCAUUCAAAGUUUGUUCGAGGACUGCUUUACCCCCCACAGCACGACCCUUAUUUCUGCUCAGCUGGCGAGCUGCUGAGACACAGGCACUGCCGGGAGAACAAUUCCCCUGCGAGCACCGAUUAUUCCUGCCCCCGUGCAGUACCUGCGCCUGUCGGCAUUGAACCGCAUCCUGUGUUGUCAUGCUGUUUCUCUGAUUUGUCAAGAUUAUUUUUGAAUUAUUACCCUGCGCUGUGACACGCGUGGGUUUGCAGCCCUCUCCCCCUCCAGCCGGGCUGCCACCGGCUCUGCUGGGGGGCACCGGGACCCUCGUGCGUGCUCCGACACCGUGCUGCGGGCAGCAACGCCUGCCCGCGGUGCUGCAAAAUGCCAGCUAGGAGGAAACUGAAAGCUGCACUUCAGGGGUGAGCGUGCAGACGCACGAAAACAAAGUCAUUGCAUCUGCGGCUCAAAAUAAGCAUAUGCCACCUUUAAAAGGAAAAGAGCUCUAAAAGAAGAACGCGCUCAGCGUGACCUCAUC
This is a messenger RNA of Cygnus olor (mute swan), 5347 nucleotides long. Its product is annotated as alpha-2C adrenergic receptor-like. Gene Ontology annotation, cellular component: membrane. The record is from RefSeq and is a predicted model, not a curated record. Lineage: Eukaryota; Metazoa; Chordata; Aves; Anseriformes; Anatidae. The transcript has a single exon. Gene Ontology annotation, molecular function: adrenergic receptor activity. Gene Ontology annotation, biological process: adenylate cyclase-activating adrenergic receptor signaling pathway. The coding region runs from base 2486 to 3523 and encodes 345 amino acids.